AUGAGAUUCAGUGUCCUACGGACCAGUAUGACUUUAGCUUUGCAAGCCAUAGCUGUACUCUCCCAGUCAGGGUUACAAAAGCGCUAUCCAGCAGGAUCCUUCUCUAUCCUGGCGUACGGUGUUGCCUCUGAGGGAAUUAAUGUUUUUUAUUCUGAUGGACUCGCAUAUGUCGGCGACUCUUCCAAGUGGGUGUCUGGGUCGGUGACAACCGACGUUACAUUCGUCUUCAAAAACUCCCAAAUCAUUGCCACUGCCACCCACAAGGAUUACACCUUUGAUGCUGACACGUUCCUCUACAUCCGUCCCACACCCAAUCAGGUGCUACCUGUGGGUUUCACUGGGAACAAUUUCGAUACGCCCGAUGAUGCGAAGGUAGAUCAAUUUCUUUUCUACGGCAGGUAUCUCAUGUGGCAAAAUGAGAAUCGACUCCUAUGCGAUUCGUUCCGUCUGAGGGAUACGGAUGUCGGCGAUAUUUACCAGCUCUACUGGGACACUUCGAACCUUUAUCCCCCCGGCUUCUUGAUUCCGACCGUAAAGUCGUCUGUUUAG
Penicillium vulpinum is the source of this 549-nucleotide messenger RNA. RefSeq lists its product as uncharacterized. The transcript has 3 exons. The record is from RefSeq and is a predicted model, not a curated record. NCBI's taxonomy places the organism in Eukaryota, Fungi, Ascomycota, Eurotiomycetes, Eurotiales, Aspergillaceae. Bases 1 to 549 code for a protein of 182 amino acids.